AUGGAUGAUAUCUGUCCCGCUUCACCAACCCCCUCCACACACGAUCCAUGCCCGUUAUCACAUAGCGAGAUCUCUAUGCCCUCCUGGUCUGGCUGCCCAUCACGCCAACACAGAAAUCCGCGUAGGAAUAAUCAAACUCUGCCCGAACCUGUUUCAUCUUUACCACCAUUACCACUGUCUGCUACACGUCGGGUUACUCUGUAUGUUCUCGACCGAUUCACAUCCGUAAUCAAUGUGUUUGGUGUUUGGCGCUACUACCCUCGACGCCCACAUCACGAUCCCAACUCUUUUCUUUCUCUGGAAGACCUGGCAUCCAAACCAGCUACCUUUAAGCAGCUAUCGUCCUCAAUUCUGGAUGGGAUCACAUCAUAUAUCUCCAAUCUUCAGUCUACCGUACAUCUUCUACUGCAAUGGGCCAAUAACGGCCAAACAUUGAAGUCUAUUGGGCAGAUCAAUGAGCUCGUUGAUACAGUUUUACUUGCACCCAAUUUCAAUGCCCAGGACCUGAUUGGUUUUGAUGCUAGACGAGAGCAUGCUCGAAUGGACAAGGCAAUUGCUACAUUGGGGCUUGGAGCUCAUUUCCGAGAAACCUGUGUACGAAUUUGGGUGCCGUCUGGAAUCCCACACUGUCCACCUCUUCCUUAUCUUGUUCCAGGCCUCCUCCAUCGCUUCUUCACCUCUCUUAUCACUGAAAUGUUUACGGGCCCUCUAGCCAAGCAUAUGCAUUAUGCUCCAUUUGAGCUUUGGCAUCAAUCUCCCUGUACCAACAAAUCUGAACGUAUCUUUUCCGAACUCUAUAAUUCUGAUGCAUUUCUUGCCAAAAGUGAAGCAAUUCAGCGUCGUGGUGCAUUACCUCCUGACAACCCCAAUUGUAAACGUGAAAAGGUUGUGGCUGCUCUUCAAAUUGCCUCUGAUGCAACUCACUACACCAAUUUCGGGAAUGCCAAAGGAUGGCCCAUAUAUGUGAUGGCAGGAAAUUUGUCUAAAUAUAUUCGUGCUCAGCCCGGCUCUGGUGCAUUGCAUCAUCUAGCAUAUAUUCCUUCGCUUCCAGACUUGUUUAAAGAUUUCGCAUCGGAAAAUCACCCCAAAUGGAAAUCACAAAGCCAACAACUGCUCACACAUUGUCGACGCGAGUUAAUCCACGGUGUCUGGAAGAUUAUAUUGGACAAUGACUUUAAGCAUGCAUACCUUUAUGGAAUAGUUAUUAAAUGCCAUGACGGCAUUGAAAGACGAUUUUAUCCGCGUAUAUUCACAUAUUCAGCUGAUUAUCCUGAAAAGGUUCUAUUGGUCACGAUUAGAGAUAAGAGCCUAUGCCCUUGUCCAACUUGUCUUGUGCCAAAGUCCAAGCUAGACCAGCUUGGAUUGAAACGUGACAAGAAUCUCCGAACUGAUAAUAGAACAGUUCGUCAAUACAUUGUCGAGCAAGUUGCACUCGCCCGUGAUGCCAUUUAUUGUCUUGGGCAUUCAAUAAAAUCAGAAGUUGUCAAUCGCCUCCUCAAGCCGUUUUCUAGUGUUCCAACAGAAAAUGCUUUUGUUGCACGUUUGGGCCUUGAUUUUAACCCGUCUGAUAUGCUAACUGUUGAUUUGCUGCAUGAAUUACUAUAUGCUGCUAGAGGGGAUUCCAAUGAACUUGUAACAGAGCUAGACAGACGAUACCGACAGGUCUCAACCUUUGGCAAUGGUACUAUACGUAACUUUGCUGAAAAUUCUUUGGAAAUAAAAAAAUUGGCAGCACAUGAUUUCGAAGACCUUUUGCAAUGUGCUAUUCCUAUAUUUGAAGGACUGUUUCCAGAUCCACAUGAUCGACAAAUUUCAAAGCUCUUGUACCGUACCGCCAAAUGGCACGGUUUGGCCAAGAUGCGAAUACAUACCGAAGGGAGUUUAAAAUUGCUCGACGAGCUCACUUUUGAAUUUGGCAAAUUAAUGCGUGAAUUUCGAGAUGUAACUUGUACUCAUUUUGAAACUUUUGAGCUUCCUCAAGAAACUGCCGCACGCCAGCGUCGUCAAGCACAGAAACAGGCGUCUACUGUGGAAAAUAAUGCACCAGCCAAAGCACCUUCAAGCCGACGUUCAAUAAAAUUCAAUCUGAACACACCAAAGUUUCAUUUUUUAGGGGAUUAUGUCCGACAUAUUCGAAAUUUUGGAACCACUGAUUCUUAUUCAACUCAACUGAGCAAAGUGGCCCAUCGUUUGCUAAAAUCAUUGUACAAAUUGACAAACAAAAAGGAUGCCAACAAGCAGAUUGCUCAAAAGUACAGUCGCAUGAUGGCCUUGCAGACUGAAAGGGCAGAAGCAGCAGUAUCUGGGCAUCUUCAAGACACGCACUAUAUCUCAAAAUCACGAAAUACGCCAGUCCCAAUUUUCGCUUUUAUGCAAAAUGAUACUGAUCCUGCAAAGAAGAACUUUUUGCAUCUCCUCAAGAAUCACCUACUAGGCCGAUUGACUGGAAGAACAUUUGACGGCGACGACACAGAUUCUCUUUUUGAUGAUGAAGAUCUUAAUACUAUGCGUACGUAUUAUACUACGUAUGACAUGCGACGGGCAUAUGACACCAUCAGCACACGAAGCCAUCCGUUUGUCAUGGUGCUAUCUCCAGAAACGGAACCAGGUGCCCAUCCCUUCUGGUAUGCAUCUGUGAUAGGUGUUUUUCAUGCAGACGUUCAGCACACGGGGCCAAAAUCACGCAAUUGCAGCCCAAAGCGAGUGGAAUUUCUAUGGGUACGUUGGUUGGGGGUAGAACCUGGGUACAAAUCUGGUCGAAAACUAGCAUGUCUUCCCAAAAUUGGAUUUGUUGUAGAAGACGAUGAAUUUGCGUUUGGAUUUUUGGACCCUUCUUUGGUUGUUCGUGGAUGUCAUCUACUUCCAUCCUUUGUUGAUGGGCGGACAAAUGAAUUGUUGCGCACAACAGGUCCAACUCAGGCCAGACCGCCCCAGGAAACCGAUGACUGGAUGAACUACUAUGUCAACAUCUUUGUUGAUCGUGAUAUGCUAUCUCAAUAUCUCGGCAUUGGAAUUGGUCACCAAGAAGCCUCAGGAAGAUUUCAAUUUGAAGAGCCUUCCGACAUUGCAGAAGAACUUGAGGCAGCAGAAGAUGAUGGACCUGGGUGUCCCGAUGACAUGUCUGAUGACUCAGAGUCCGAUAAUGAAGAUAUCGACAGUCAUUCAGCAAACGAGGACUUUGACAAUGACACUGUUGAUAACGACGAUCUUGGUUUUGAUGAUUUGUAA
This is a messenger RNA of Psilocybe cubensis, 3228 nucleotides long. RefSeq lists its product as uncharacterized. The coding region runs from base 1 to 3228 and encodes 1075 amino acids. The transcript is spliced from 12 exons. Lineage: Eukaryota; Fungi; Basidiomycota; Agaricomycetes; Agaricales; Agrocybaceae. The record is from RefSeq and is a predicted model, not a curated record.